AUGAAAAUUUCAUCUGUUUACAAUGCCAUCUCCCAAUCUUUAGCAACUGUAACCUGGGCGAAAACAGUUUGGGGAGGUUUGCAUUACCCCAAGCAUUCGAUGAUUCUAUGGCUUGCUACUCUAUCGAAGCUUCUGACUAAGGAUAGGUUGUGUCGCAUGGGUAUAUUGGAAAACAAUCAAUGUGUGCUCUGUGAUGAUUCUGUAAGUCAUCAAGAAUCUAGAAAUCACUUGUUCUUUGAAUGCCAGUUUUCUUCCUAUGUAUGGAACAAUUUGAUGGCAUGGCUGAAGUAUUCGUGGAGGUCCUGCUGCUGGAAUCAGGUAUUGCGAUGGUAUAGCAACAAUUUGAGGGGGCUUGGAUUCAGAAAGAAACUGAAAAGAAUGAUGUUAUCUGGAGCUGUGUAUUGGAUAUGGAAGGAGAGAAAUCAGAGAAUUUUUCAACAAAAAGCCCGUAGCCCUGAUCAACUUAUCAAGGAAAUAAAGAUUUCAUUACUCUCAAAAGUUCUUAAUGAAGAUGUUCCUGAGAACUUGAAGGAAGAAAUAGCAAAAUUGUAA
Messenger RNA from Asparagus officinalis (garden asparagus), 552 nucleotides. RefSeq lists its product as uncharacterized. Bases 1 to 552 code for a protein of 183 amino acids. The record is from RefSeq and is a predicted model, not a curated record. The transcript has a single exon. NCBI's taxonomy places the organism in Eukaryota, Viridiplantae, Streptophyta, Magnoliopsida, Asparagales, Asparagaceae.